This is a messenger RNA of Lytechinus variegatus (green sea urchin), 12821 nucleotides long. RefSeq lists its product as uncharacterized. The record is from RefSeq and is a predicted model, not a curated record. NCBI's taxonomy places the organism in Eukaryota, Metazoa, Echinodermata, Echinoidea, Temnopleuroida, Toxopneustidae. Gene Ontology annotation, molecular function: protein binding. Gene Ontology annotation, cellular component: plasma membrane. Bases 278 to 12064 code for a protein of 3928 amino acids. The transcript has 75 exons.
UCUGCAAUCACGUAAUUGUUGAAUGGUGAUGGGCACAACACUUACCUCAGGCCUAUACUCAGCAGGCCAGGGUAUCCGAGAAUAACCAAAGGCUUCGGAUUGCAUGCAGUGAGGGAUAUAUUCAGGUCUUCCUUUAUGUAACUGCAUAUGUCAUUACUGUGAAUAUACACACCAACAGUUAAGUGGGAUCAGGAUUGUCAUGGUAAUUUUGAUGUCGGAUGGGCAUCUAAAACUGGAUAUCUAUUAAGAAAGUCAUCUGAAAUCUGGGAGUCUGAACAUGGCGGAUGCGCAAGUAAAAGAUGUAAAUCCUAUUAUCGAUGGGAUUGAACUCGAGACGUACGAACCCGCCAAGGGGAGCGUCUUCCGUCAGCCUGAGGAUGCCGAUACGGGAUCCAUCGGCACCGAGUUCCAUCCCGAAGAUCGGCGACAGAACUCGAGGAAAAAGACCCUGCUAAAAGGUUUCAUUGCGGUGGCAAUCGUCGUCGCCAUCGUCGUCGUAAUCGUCUGCCUCGUCAUCUUUCUGGGUCCAGAAGUCAAAGGGUCCCCAACAUCGGCACCAACAAGGGCUACACCAACAGGAACUACAACAUUAACCCCUACUGGUACCGUUAUUCCUACUAUCAUACCUGGGGUAUCCAUUGGUGAUGUGAAUAUCGAAAUGACAGCCACCCUGAAUGGAGUUGAUUUUAUGCCAGAAUUUAAUGACCCCUCAUCUACUGAAUACAUGGAGUUUGUGAGCAAGGCAGAAGCCGAGAUUAUGAACGGGCUACAGAAUCACCAGAUCGGAGGUUACGUAAUGAGUGCAAAUGUGACCAGCUUGAGUCCCGGAAGUGUGGUCCUCGCUGUAGCGGUCGGUGUAUCGGGUGAGAUCGGGAUGACACUGUCCCAGGAAGCUACAAACACCACAUCAGCCUUCGACGUUCAGCUAGCAGUAGCGAAUCUGGUAUCUACCUCCAUCAACGAUGCUGUUACGACUACUCUUUCAAAUAACACUCAACUUGGAUCGUCAAAUGUUGAGGUUGAAAUCUUACAAGUACUUGUUCCAGUUACGGACGGUGGCACAGAUCUCCCAAAUGAAGUAACACCAGGUGGGUCUUGCGUUGACGGCUUUUUCCGCUGCUCUGACGGUCAAUGCAUCCGUGAAUCGUUACGAUGUGAUUACCGGGAUGAUUGUUUUACAGGGGAGGAUGAGCAACUGUGUGGAGAGUGCACCAGUGACCAAUUUGAAUGCGGAAACGGCAAAUGCAUACCGGAGUACUUUGUAUGUGAUUAUUAUCCUGAAUGCCAAGAUUUUGAAGAUGAAAUUGGAUGCGGACAAGGGGAGAUAGUAAACAUCACCCUUGUUCAAGGGACACCGGUGCUCGUCCAGCCCCCAUCCUACCCCAACCCGUAUCCUGCUCUUGAGAACAGUUACUGGGCUAUCACCACGGAGGACCCUGACCUCAUCAUCGGAUACACUUUCAUCGAUUUCGAAUUUAGACUAGGAGCCGUCUUGAACUUUGAAAACGGAACAGAUCUGAGUCACCCCGUGAACGAUUUGACGAGUUACUAUUACCGCUCCCAACCAGAAGGUUUCUUUGCUCUACAAACCAAUGAGGUGUUUAUGUUCUUCUAUCCCGGAAAGUACCCCGGAGGGCGUGGCUUCCAAAUUGAACUCAAUGCUAUUGAACCGUCCACUUUCACACCAGCACCUUGCGCAGAUGGACAAUUCCAAUGCACCAGCGAUGGAGAAUGUAUUCCCGGCUACUGGCAGUGUGAUUAUUUUGUUGAUUGCGCAGAUGAAUCAGACGAGGAUUUCCAAGUUUGCGCCAAUCUGCCACCUCCAGGAGAGUGUGUGGAAGGGAACCAUCAGUACCAGUGCAGCGACGGUUCAUGCAUCCACAAUGCCUGGAAAUGUGAUUGGUAUGAAGACUGCCUCGGAGGAGAGGAUGAGUUAAACUGCUGUGACCAAAGUAAUACAUUUCAAUGUGGACCCACUGACAGGUGCAUUCCAGACUUCUGGGUCUGCAACUGGUUCAUUGACUGUGAAAACGGGGCCGACGAAGCAUCAUGUGGGGGGCCAGACUCUACAGAUGCAAGGUUUUUAAGCCCUGGGGAAUCUUUUAACUUUACUUCGCCCAACUAUCCAAAUGAAUUUGGAGCCAAUGUGUACUAUCUUUUCACCUUCGAGACAAGUCAAAGCUAUCAAAUUCAGAUUGAUGUCUAUCAAUUUUCCACUGCCGUCGGAGGGUUCACAACUAUUGGUGAUGGGCUCGAUCCGACCAAUCGCAACUCUGCUCUUGCCAAUCUGAACCACUUUACCCAAGUCCCAACCGCCUCACCAAUAAGAAUUACGUCGACUUCGUAUACACUCUGGCUGGAGAUUCACGGAGGCCCGUAUGGAUUUGAUGUGUUGUAUGCAUCGGCAACCUCGAUACCACUUAGUACCGUUAUUCCUACUAUCAUACCUGGGGUAUCCAUUGGUGAUGUGAAUAUCGAAAUGACAGCCACCCUGAAUGGAGUUGAUUUUAUGCCAGAGUUUAAUGACCCUUCAUCUACUGAAUACAUGGAGUUUGUGACCAAGGCAGAAGCCGAGAUUAUGAACGGGCUACAGAAUCACCAGAUCGGAGGUUACGUAAUGAGUGCAAAUGUGACCAGCUUGAGUCCCGGAAGCGUGGUCAUGGGUGUAGCGGUCGGUGUAUCGGGUGAGGUCGGGAUGACACUGUCCCAGGAAGCUACCAACACCACAUCAGCCUUCGACGUUCAGCUAGCAGUAGCGAAUCUGGUAUCUACCUCCAUCAACGAUGCUGUUACGACUACUCUUUCAAAUAACACUCUACUUGGAUCGUCAAAUGUUGAGGUUGAAAUCUUACAAGUACUUGUUCCAGUUACGGACGGUGGCACAGACCUCCCAAGUGAAGUAACACCAGGUGGGUCUUGCGUUGACGGCUUUUUCCGCUGCUCUGACGGUCAAUGCAUCCGUGAAUCGUUACGAUGUGAUUACCGGGAUGAUUGUUUUACAGGGGAGGAUGAGCAACUGUGUGGAGAGUGCACCAGUGACCAAUUUGAAUGCGGAAACGGCAAAUGCAUACCGGAGUACUUUGUAUGUGAUUAUUAUCCUGAAUGCCAAGAUUUUGAAGAUGAAAUUGGAUGCGGACAAGGGGAAAUAGUAAACAUCACCGUUGUUCAAGGGACACCGGUGCUCGUCCAGCCCCCAUCCUACCCCAACCCGUAUCCUGCUCUUGAGAACAGUUACUGGGCUAUCACCACGGAGGACCCUGACCUCAUCAUCGGAUACACUUUCAUCGAUUUCGAAUUUAGACUAGGAGCCGUCUUGAACUUUGAAAAUGGAACAGAUCUGAGUCACCCCGUGAACGAUUUGACGAGUUACUAUUACCGCUCCCAACCAGAAGGUUUCUUUGCUCUACAAACCAAUGAGGUGUUUAUGUUCUUCUAUCCCGGAAAGUACCCCGGAGGGCGUGGCUUCCAAAUUGAACUCAAUGCUAUUGAACCGUCCACUUUCACACCAGCACCUUGCGCAGAUGGACAAUUCCAAUGCGCCAGCGAUGGAGAAUGUAUUCCCGGCUACUGGCUGUGUGAUUAUUUUGUUGAUUGCGCAGAUGAAUCAGACGAGGAUUUCCAAGUUUGCGCCAAUCUGCCGCCUCCAGGAGAGUGUGUGGAAGGGAACCAUCAGUACCAAUGCAGCGACGGUUCGUGCAUCCACAAUGCCUGGAAAUGUGAUUGGUAUGAAGACUGCCUCGGAGGAGAGGAUGAGUUAAACUGCUGUGACCAAAGUAAUACAUUUCAAUGUGGACCCAACGACAGGUGCAUUCCAGACUUCUGGGUCUGCAACUGGUUCAUUGACUGUGAAAACGGGGCAGAUGAAACAUCAUGUGGGGGGCCAGACUCUACAGAUGCAAGGUUUUUAAGCCCUGGGGAAUCUUUUAACUUUACAUCGCCCAACUAUCCAAAUGAAUAUGGAGCCAAUGUGUACUAUCUUUUCACCUUCGAGACCAGUCAAAGCUAUCGAAUUCAGAUUGAUGUCUAUCAAUAUUCCACUGCCGUCGGAGGGUUCACAACUAUUGGCGAUGGGCUCGAUCCGACCAAUCGCAACUCGGCUCUUGCCAAUUUGAACCACUUUACCCAAGUCCCAACCGCCUCACCAAUAAGAAUUACGUCGACUUCGUAUACACUCUGGCUGGAGAUUCAUGGAGGCCCGUAUGGAUUCGAUGUGUUGUAUGCAUCAGCAACCUCAAUACCGCUUGGUACCGUUAUUCCUACUAUCAUACCUGGGGUAUCCAUUGGUGAUGUGAAUAUCGAAAUGACUGCCACCUUGAAUGGAGUUGAUUUUAUGCCAGAGUUUAAUGACCCUUCAUCUACUGAAUACAUGGAGUUUGUGAGCAAGGCAGAAGCCGAGAUCAUGAACGGGCUACAGAAUCACCAGAUCGGAGGUUACGUAAUGAGUGCAAAUGUGACCAGCUUGAGUCCCGGAAGUGUGGUCAUGGGUGUAGCAGUCGGUGUAUCGGGUGAGAUCGGGAUGACACUGUCCCAGGAAGCUACAAACACCACAUCAGCCUUCGACAUUCAGCUAGCAGUAGCGAAUCUGGUAUCUACCUCCAUCAACGAUGCUGUUACGACUACUCUUUCAAAUAACACUCAACUUGGAUCGUCAAAUGUUGAGGUUGAAAUCUUACGAGUACUUGUUCCAGUUACGGACGGUGACACAGUUCUCCCAAAUGAAGUAACACCAGGUGGGCCUUGCGAUGACGGUUUUUUCCGCUGCUCUGACGGUCAAUGCAUCCGUGAAUCGUUACGAUGUGAUUACCGGGAUGAUUGUUUUACAGGGGAGGAUGAGCAACUGUGUGGAGAGUGCACCAGUGACCAAUUUGAAUGCGAUAACGGCAAAUGCAUACCGGAGUACUUUGUAUGUGAUUAUUAUCCUCAAUGCCAAUAUUUUGAAGAUGAGAUUGGAUGCGGACAAGGGGAGAUAGUAAACAUCACCCUUGUUCAAGGGACACCGGUGCUCGUCCAGCCCCCAUCCUACCCCAACCCGUACCCUGCUCUUGAGAACCAUUACUGGGCUAUCACCACGGAAGACCCUGACCUCAUCAUUGGAUACACUUUCAUCGAUAUCGAUUUGAGACUAUUAGCCGUCGUGAACUUUGAAAACGGAACAGAUCUGAGUCACCCCAUGAACGAUUUGGUAGGUUACCAUUACCGCUUCCAACCAGAAGGUUCCUUUGCUCUACAAACCAAUGAGGCGUUUAUGUUCUUCUUUCCCGGACCGUACCCUGGAGGGCGUGGCUUCCAAAUUGAACUCAAUGCUAUUGAACCGUCCACUUUCACACCAGCACCUUGCGUAGAUGGACAAUUCCAAUGCGCCAGCGAUGGAGAAUGUAUUCCCAGCUACUGGCUGUGUGAUUAUAUUGUUGAUUGCGCAGAUGAAUCAGACGAGGAUUUCCAAGUUUGCGCCAAUCUGCCGCCUCCAGGAGAGUGUGUGGAAGGGAACCAUCAGUACCAGUGCAGCGACGGUUCAUGCAUCCACAAUGCCUGGAAAUGUGAUUGGUAUGAAGACUGCCUCGGAGGAGAGGAUGAGUUAAACUGCUGUGACCAAAGUAAUACAUUUCAAUGUGGACCCAACGACAGGUGCAUUCCAGACUUCUGGGUCUGCAACUGGUUCUUAGACUGUGAAAACGGGGCCGACGAAGCAUCAUGUGGGGGGCCAGACUCUACAGAUGCAAGGUUUUUAAGCCCUGGGGAAUCUUUUAACUUUACUUCGCCCAACUAUCCAAAUGAAUAUGGAGCCAAUGUGUACUAUCUUUUCACCUUCGAGACCAGUGAAAGCUAUCAAAUUCAGAUUGAUGUCUAUCAAUUUUCCACUGCCGUCGGAGGGUUCACAACUAUUGGCGAUGGGCUCGAUCCGACCAAUCGCAACUCUGCUCUUGCUAAUCUGAACCACUUUACCCAAGUCCCAACCGCCUCACCAAUAAGAGUUACGUCGACUUCGUAUACACUCUGGUUGGAGAUUCACGGAGGCCCGUAUGGAUUCGAUGUGUUGUAUGCAUCGGCAACCUCAAUACCGCUUAUUUGUGAAGCGGAUGAGUACAUAUGCCCUGGUUACUGCAUUCCUGGUGAUUUUGAGUGUGAUUUCUGGCAUGACUGUCUAAACGGAGAGGAUGAGAUGGGGUGUGGUCAUGAAGAAAGGAUAGAUGAAUACACCCUUGACCUGGACAGUUCUCAGGUAUUCACGUCACCGAACUACUCCUCCCCUUACGUGGGUGACCAUGGGCUGUACUACUGGUCGUUCGAUGGUUCGGCCGUCGAAGGCGAUUACAUCAUCCGGUUCACCUUCCACCCCUACAACAUCAGUGCUUCAUCGUACAUCGCCUUCGGCAGCGGCCUGGACUUCACCAACCAAAGCUCUUUCUACGCUGUGUAUGGAGGACAGGAAGAUCUUGAUCUCCAUCAUCAUUACUCCGCGGAGAACCAGGCGUGGGUGGAGUUCUACGCCGGCGGGGAAAGCACUUCCUAUCCCGGUUUCUCUGCUACAGCUGAACUCAUUUUGCGUUCGGACCAAUGUGCUGAAAACCAGUUCCAAUGCCCCGACUUAACGUGUAUACCUCUAUUCUACCAAUGUGACUUUUAUCCUGAUUGUGUUCCUGGCUAUACUGAUGAACUUCUUUGCCCGCAUCCUCCCGUUGUUCACCAGGAGAUUUUCGUGGAAACUUCCUACGACUUCACGUCUCCGCUUUAUCCUGCAAACUAUCCCGGCAACACCACGUUCUUCCCCUACACCUUCUCAUCCCCCGACCCAAGCAAGCAUAUCAUGUUUGAGUUCUCCGUCUUCCAAGUCGGCAUCGGCGGCGCUCUCUCGUUCGGGACGGGGCACGAUUAUUUCGACUUCCCGUCGACUUUCGACGUGUUCCACUCGAACUUGGCUCCUACGACUGUGUAUGCACAAUCGGACCAGGUGUGGGUGGAAUUCUUUUCCGGAUUCACCGACGGUCAGGGAUUCCACGCGACCGUCUCGACUUAUCCUGCUGGUCUCAUCCCUCCCAUGGUGGUCUGUGAUUCUAGCCAAUGGGCAUGUCAGGAUGGACUGUACUGUAUUCCACUACGCUAUCGAUGUGAUGGUCAUCGGGACUGUCCUUCCAACGGAGAAGACGAACAUGGAUGUCCUAAUUCAACCUGCAGGGAGUACCAGUUUGAAUGUAAGAAUGGUGAAUGCCUUCCUGAGCAUUUCCAGUGUGACUUCCGUGAGCAGUGCUCAGAAGGAGAAGAUGAAAUAGGCUGCGGACAUCAAGGAGAAUGCACGGAUCAGCAGUUCCAAUGUACUAACGGCACAUGCAUCCCUGGCCAUCUGAGAUGUAAUUACUUUGUAGAUUGCCUUGAUGGGUCUGACGAGAGUCAAGCAGAAUGUGGACCCUGCAAUGAACUGGAUUCCUAUACUUGCAAAGCUGGUAACUGUAUCCCUAUCUACUGGCAGUGUAAUUUCUACCUAGACUGUUACGAUGGCGAUGAUGAAAUGCAAUGCCAUUUCCUCAAUGAUGCAACCAACAUCACAUUGGCGAUGGGUGAACAAGCCAACAUCACCUCCCAGAACUGGCCCGACUCGGCCGACCCGGCCAUCUACCAACUCUGGCAUAUCACCGCGCCCGAGGGUGCGUUGAUCCACAUUGACUUCGUUGAUUCGGACUUUGGCGUCCAGUCCUUUAUCAUCUUCUCCGACGGCCACAUGGUGGGUGAUCAUUCCUACGAAUGGGCCUUCUAUAGCUACCGGUUCAAUCCCGAAACGCUUCUCUCUCGCAAUAACACCAUGUCGGUCCAGUAUUUCAGUGGAGCCUACGUCGGAACCCGCGGCUUCUUCAUCACGAUGACGGCAGUGCGUGAUGACUAUGUCCAUCCUGCGUGUCCGGACACAGCUUUUCAAUGCGCUGUUGAUUCUGAGUGCAUCGCCCGGUGGUGGUUAUGUGACGAGUAUGUUGAUUGCUCAGAUGGUGAAGAUGAAGCGAACUGCACAUACUCUACUCCAGGAGAGUGUGGUGUCCAUCCAGAUGAGUACAAAUGCGCUAACUCAGACCUAUGCUUCCCGGGUUCUUUCAGAUGUGACUACGUGUCAGAUUGCCCAGAACACGAUGAUGAAUUCAACUGUAAUUGCACAGAGAAUGAAUUCAAAUGCUUGAGGAAUGGUCAAUGUCUUCCAAACCACUUUGCAUGUGAUUUCUACUACAACUGUGGCCCCGAAGACAGAUCAGAUGAAAUCGAAGGAUGUGGAACACCAAAUACAUUAAUUACAAAGAACCUUCAACUGGAACAGCUUUACACUAUCUUAUCGACCAACUACCCAAGCCCUUACCCACCUAGAGAUUACCUGGUCUACAUCAUCUCUGCCCCUGAUGACUACGUCGUCCGUGUGAUUUUCAACGAUUUCUCCAUCGACUGGCAAGGUUUCCUCGCGUUCGGUCGCGGCGACGAUUACCACGAUCACGACCAAGCUUUUGCCGUGUACAACCAUCAUGACAAGAAUCCAGUGAAUUUCUACACACCCACCAAUCAGUUCUAUAUUGUCUUCCACGGUGGUCCCUAUGGACAAUCCACCGGUUAUAAUAUCAGUAUGAUCCCGAUAGAAAAAACAGCCACUCCAACCGUGAUCCCACCUGGUACUUGUGCACCAGGGCAGUUUGCUUGCUUUGACGGAACGUGUUACCCUGGGGUAUAUGAGUGUGAUGACAUCGUUGACUGUGAUCAAAGCGAAGAUGAGGCAAGGUGUUACGCAUCCGGAGGUACCUGUCAGUCGCAUCAAUUCACUUGUAACGAUGGUGUUUGUAUCCAUGGAGACUGGAAGUGUGAUGAUUUUGUUGACUGUGCUGGCGGAGAAGAUGAACAAGAUUGUCCAUUCAGAUGCUUACCGGGCCAGUUCCUAUGUGAGGUAACUGAAACAUGUAUUCCACAGGGAUUCACUUGCGACUACUAUCCCGACUGCGCUGAUGGUGCAGACGAGAAAAUUUGUGGUACAUGUGGAGCAGGAUUCUUCAAUUGCAGUGACGGAGCAUGCAUACCAGAGUACUACGUUUGUGACGCAUACGACGACUGUUUGACGGCGUUGGACGAGGAUAGCUGUGGCACCAUUGAGAACACUGAAUAUAUCACUCUUGGCGUCGGAGAGGAGCAAACCAUCCAAUCACCUGGCUAUCCUGAUGCCUCUGCCCACGACGCGCAUUGCUACCUUGAGUGGAUCGUCAACGUUCCCAACGGCUAUGCCAUUCACCUCGUCGUCAACGACUUCUCCAUACCUCCCGCAGCCUGGCUUCAGAUGGGUACCGGUGACGAUGCCGACAACGACACCAGUCGUUAUGCUGUUUACUAUGCCAGCACCAACCCGAGGGAGAUCGUCCUUCCUGAUAGCACCGCCUGGAUCUCGUACCACUGCGGAGCGGUCGGGUUGGCGCGAGGUUUCUCUAUUACGAUCAUGCCAACCGAUAUAACUACCCAUAACUACACUGCCUGUGAAGCGGGUGAAUUCCAGUGCAACGAUGGCCACUGUAUCCCGGCUCAUUAUCUCUGUGAUGAUUUCAAGGAUUGUUCACAAGAAGAGGAUGAGAACCAUCUCUUGGGUCGUGUAAACUGCUCGUCGUUUAAUCACUAUGAGUGUGGAACCUUUGCUACAGAGUCACAAUAUGAAUGCCCAUCCGGAGCUUGUAUUCAUUCUGACUGGAGAUGUGAUGGGGAUUUUGAUUGUCCAUCAGGCGCAGACGAAACAAUGUGCGGACCUUGUCAAGAGACAGAGUUUGAGUGCCCUCUCCAACAGUGCAUCUCAGGAAAUUACAGAUGUAAUUUCUUCCCGGAUUGCCUGGAUGGCUUCGAUGAUGAACUCAACUGUGGAACACCAGAUACUACAACUUACAUCUACCUUAGACAGAACAGCACAAACAUAACGUCAGUAAACUACCCCUAUGACUACGAUUCAAACGAGAAUUACGAGAUAAUCGUUAGUGUCGAUCCGGGGCGAGCGAUCCACGUUAUCUUCUACGACAUCAAUCUCAGUCUUGACACCUACUUGGCUUUUGGGCAUGGUAGCGAUCCAGAGGAUUUUGACAAUCUUUUUGAGUCGUAUUCUCAUCAUUCAACCGUGCCCUCCGAGUUCAAUUCAAUCACCAACGAGAUGUUUAUCAAAUUUCACACUGGGCGGUAUGGAGGAAUGGCCGGCUAUUUGAUAGGAUUAGAAGAUGUAGAUCCAACAGAUACAACCUUUGCACCAUGUCCUGAAGGACAAUUCCAAUGUCCCGGUGACGGGGCAUGUAUACCCCUCAUUUGGGAAUGCGAUGGUACAGCUGAUUGCGGGUUCGCCGGAGAUGAAAUCAACUGCCAAGUCCCAGAAGGCGAACUCUGUCAGGAGCAUCACUUCACGUGCAAUAACUCGCAGUGCAUCCGUGCCAGUUGGGAAUGUGACGACGUUGAAGACUGUUCUGAUGGUAGUGACGAGGAAAACUGCCCUUUCUUGGGGUGUGGCGAUUCUCCAUUUCUGUUUGAAUGUUCCGCCAGCCAGCAAUGCAUCUCUGACUUUCGAACAUGUAACCACUUGGCAGACUGUGACUUGGGCGAAGAUGAGGCUGGUUGUGGUGACUGUCAAGAUGGCUUCUUUACGUGUUCCAAUGGAGGCUGUGUUCCAGGGUACUGGCGCUGCGAUGGGGAUAACGAUUGCUUUGAUGGUGGCGAUGAGAGGAACUGUGGUGUCAUCGGAACUAUCGAGAGCAUCGUUCUAACUCAGGGUGAGACACAGCAAGUCACCUCGCCGGGCUUCCCGAUGCGCUAUGAUUCCCUCUGCUACGUCGGUUGGCAAGUCUCCGUUCCGGCCGAUCGUUACGUGCGCUUUGAGUUCCUGGGCUUCGAUCUUGCUCUGGCAUCGUAUGUCACCGUGGGAACAGGCCUCAACCAUAGUGACCAUGACACGAUCGUCGCUGAAUUCCAUCACAACCACGAGCCCAGGCAGUAUGUCGUCCAAAGCAACGAGGCCUGGCUUGAAUUUCACUGCGGACCGUUCGGAGGUGGAGACGGGUUCCAGAUUACUAUAUCAGCCGUUGAUCCAGACACUUACAUCUACCCAACUUGCCCUAGCACUGAGUUUCAGUGUUCUGACGGGAAUUGCAUCGAGACCUUUGACCUUUGUAAUGGAGUAAAGGAUUGUUUGGGAGGAGAAGACGAAGAUCAAGACUGCGAUAAUUUCGAUCACUCUGAAUGCGGUACCAAUGAUGACAAAUUCGUGUGUCAUACACCGCUUGGUCCCUAUUGCAUCUAUCCACAGUACAGGUGUAAUGGGUUACGGGAUUGUUUCUACAGUGAGGAUGAAACAGAUUGCGAAUGUCAGGAAAAUGAAUUCCAGUGCGUUGUGACAAAGCGUUGUAUCAAUGCUAAGUACUACUGUGAUAACUUCCAGGAUUGUUCCCUUCCCGGUAUUGAGGAUAGAUCCGACGAGAUGGGCUGCGCCAAUUUAAACAACACAGUGAGUUACAACUUGACCACUCCUAUAAACAUCACAUCACCCAACUAUCCCGGAGACUACCCGAAGAACGAUUACACCUUGACACUUGUCACCGCGCCAGAAGGAAUGAACGUACGGGCACGAAUUUUAGAUCUCGCCAUCAGUCACUCCACGUUCAUCGUCUUCUUGAACGGCCAUGAUGCGGAGCCAGGAAAUUCCAAUGUCAUCGCGUCGUUGGAGUUCGGCGAUGACGAAACGGAGGUACUUUCGGAUGGGAAUAUGAUGGCGAUUAAAUUCUACUCUGGUUUCUAUGCGCAAGCACGUGGUUACCUCAUAGAGCUUUCGUACAUGGAAGAAACGACAUGUGCUCCUGAUGAGUUCACAUGUGAAGGAGGGGAAUGUAUUGAUUACAGGGAUGUGUGCGAUCUUUUCCUGCAUUGCCCAAGUUUUUCUGAUGAAAACAGUUGUCAAGUCCCAGCUGGAGAUCAAUGUCAUCCAUCUCUUUUCACAUGUAACAAUGGGAGGUGUAUAACCAUGGAGUGGAGAUGCGACGAUAUCAUGGACUGCUCGGAAGCCGAAGAUGAAGCAAACUGCCCGGAUAUAUAAAUCGCUGUUUUCAUCGGGGUCUAGUCGCGCAAAUCUUAGCGACUAGCGUAUGAUCGAUUUUUUUUUUCAUGCAAUGAUUUCACAAUUGAUCAUACGAUUCUUUUCCAUGAUCGAUUUCCACAAUUGAUGGUAUGAUUUAAUUUCAGAAUUGAUCAUAUGAACAAUUUUCACAAUUCAUUGUGCAAUUGGAUUCCAAAAUUGAUCAUAUGAAUAAUUUUCACAAUUCAUUGUGCAAUUGGAUUCCAAAAUUGAUCAUAUGAAUAAUUGUCACAAGUCAUUGUGCGAUUGAAUUUCACUAUUGAUCUUUGAUUAAUUUCGAAAAGGUCAGAAAAGCUCAGAACGACAUCAAAGUACAAGAGGUCUUUCUCUGAAAAGCCCCCCCCCCCCCUCCCCGAGAAACUGUACUAGCAGUGAUGAAACUAAUGGAAAAGUAUUCAUUGUAAAUAAUGAAGUAAUAACAAUUAACCUGAAGAAUAUAGUGAUAUUGUUCAUAAUGAAAUACUAUAAUGCUAUAAUGAGAAUAAUCGUGAAGAAUAUAUUAAUAUUUUUUUUAAUAUGACAAUGAUAAUGAUUUAAAAAAAUUGUAUUGAUGAUGAUAAUGAUAUGCAUGUAAUAUCAAUGCCCAUUAUUUUACCGAUGAAUAGUUCUACAUUGUGAACUAAAAUAAUAUGAACGUCUGGGACCCGUCUUACAAAGAAUUAUGAUUGAUCCAAUCCAUCAGUGUCAUAGUUUUUUUUUCAGGAAAAUUUGCAAAAUG